Periconia digitata is the source of this 2735-nucleotide messenger RNA. The record is from the annotation of a GenBank genome assembly. Lineage: Eukaryota; Fungi; Ascomycota; Dothideomycetes; Pleosporales; Periconiaceae.
UUUCGUAACCGCACUUAUUUCCAACCUUCUGUUGCCUCAUACACGACAGAGAUGCGGGCCCACGCGAUCAAAGCCGGGCGAUUCGCCAAUUGCCGGGUUCCGUCCUCCCGAUUUGCUCAGCUAGCAUCGAGCAGAGGAUUAGCCACUGCACACCCUGUGCCCCGUCCCCAUAAUGUCGAUAUCGCAUCGCGAACGCCACCGUAUCGGAAGCUCCUCAAGAGACUCGAAGAAGUGCGCAGAGUGCUUGGACCAAACCGACAAUUGACCCUCGCGGAGAAAAUAUUGUAUUCUCAUCUCGAUAAUCCAGAGGAGUCGCUGCUUUCGGGAACAAACAAUGGCAGAGAUGUAAGAGGCCAGGCAAACCUCAAACUCAAGCCUGACCGUGUGGCAAUGCAAGACGCCUCCGCGCAAAUGGCCCUAUUGCAGUUCAUGACGUGCAAUCUCCCAUCCACAGCUGUUCCCGCGAGUAUUCACUGUGACCACAUGAUCGUUGGCGAGAAGGGUGCGGACACCGAUUUGCCCAAUUCAAUUGCUGGAAACAAAGAGGUAUUUGAUUUCUUGGAAUCGGCGGCAAAGAAAUAUGGCAUUGAGUUCUGGCCUCCUGGCGCGGGUAUCAUCCACCAGUCCGUUCUGGAAAACUAUUCGGCUCCCGGCUUGAUGAUGUUGGGCACGGACAGCCAUACCCCGAAUGCCGGUGGAUUGGGUGCUAUUGCCAUUGGAGUUGGUGGGGCAGACGCAGUGGAUGCCCUGGUGGAUGCACCGUGGGAACUCAAGGCUCCGAAGAUCUUGGGUGUUAGACUCGAAGGAGAAUUGAGUGGAUGGGCAAGUCCCAAGGAUGUCAUUCUCAAGCUGGCUGGUGAACUCACUGUUCGGGGCGGUACAGGGUACCUCAUUGAGUAUUUCGGCCCCGGUGUUAACACUUUGAGUUGUACUGGCAUGGCCACUGCUUGCAAUAUGGGUGCCGAAGUCGGUGCUACGACAUCUGUCUUCCCGUUUUCUCCUGCACAUGUACCAUAUCUGGAAGCUACACACCGAGGUUCGAUUGCUCGAGCCGCACAGGAAAUCGCAAAUUCGCCCAUGGAUCGAAACCUGCUACGCGCUGAUUCGGGUGCAGAAUACGACAAGGUCAUCACUAUCGAUCUCUCAACUUUGGAACCUCGAAUAAACGGCCCGUUCACUCCAGACCUUUCGACGCCUCUCUCGAAAUUCAAGUCGUUGGUGGAAGAGAAAGACUGGCCCAAAACCUUCGGUGCCGGACUCAUUGGAAGCUGCACGAACAGUUCCUACCAGGACAUGACUCGAUCAGAGGAGAUUGUAAAGCAGGCAUCAGCAGCAGGGCUCAAGCCGAAGGCCGAUUUCUUCAUCACACCAGGAAGCGAACAGAUCAGGGCGACUUUGGAGCGUGAUCAAACUCUUUCCACGUUCGCCUCGGCUGGAGGUGUCGUUUUGGCAAAUGCAUGUGGUCCGUGCAUUGGCCAGUGGUCAAGGACAGAUGAUGUCAAGAAAGGCGAAGACAACGCAAUCUUGACUUCCUACAACCGCAACUUUCCAGGUCGCAAUGAUGGCAACCGUGCUACUAUGAACUUCCUUGCCUCCCCUGAACUCAUCACGGCAAUGACAUACUCCGGUUCAAUGACUUUUAACCCCAUGACUGACAGCAUACCGACUCCCUCUGGGGAACUUUUCAAAUUUUCCCCACCAAAAGGGUCUGACCUGCCUUCCGGAGGUUUUGCUGAAGGAGUUGCAGAGUUACAACCCACGCCCGGUGUGCCCGACCCCAGCGUCGAAGUUGUAGUCAGCCCCAGCUCUACGCGUCUGGCCCUCCUUGAUCCUUUCCCUGCGUUUCCCGAAUCCGAACUUACAUCUCUCCGUGUUCUUUACAAGGUCAAAGGCCAAUGUACAACGGAUACAAUAUCUGCAGCUGGACCAUGGCUCAAGUACAAGGGACAUCUACCCAACAUCUCAGAAAACACUCUCAUUGGCGCCGUAAAUGCCGCAACGAACGAGGUCAAUGUUGCCUACGACGUAGACGGUACCAAGUCUGGUAUCCCUGACCUGGCCAAACGAUGGAAAGAGCAGGGUCAAGAAUGGCUUGUUGUCGCAGAACACAACUAUGGUGAAGGGUCGGCUCGUGAACACGCUGCUCUGCAACCGCGAUACCUUGGCGGACGUGUCAUUCUGGCAAAGUCUUUCGCACGUAUUCACGAAACCAAUCUCAAAAAGCAAGGCAUUGUACCGCUCACUUUCGCCAAUGAGUCAGAUUACGAUCUUCUCAAUGCCUGCGACGAAGUGGCCACAAGGGGCCUACUUGAUGUGCUGAAGAGUGGCGGCAAAGGCGAAGUUGAAUUAGUUGUCAAGAAGGGCGGAGAAGAGACAGUAAUUAAGACGAAGCAUACGCUCAGCAAGGACCAAUCUGCUUUUGUACUUGCCGGAAGUGCAUUGAACGUAUUGGCGAGGAACGCGAAAGUGCAAAAGGAAGAGGUGACGAGGGCCAAUGAAUUGUCUGAUUAGGUGUUGGAAACAAUGGGGAAAUCUGUACAUGCAUAACUUAAAAUUGUAGUGCCUUCUAGCACAGGGACCAUAUGUUCUGUCAUUUGGGAUUUGAAGGAUUAAGACCAAAGAAUCAUCAUACCUCUACAUAUAUCCCGCGUGAGUAUCGGUGAAACUCUGAAUAUCGUGCAGAUCAAAUCCAACCUCGGCAAACAUGCGCAGGUAUACAUGAGUUGUGGUAUAUC